Molecule: messenger RNA, 2384 nt
Organism: Purpureocillium takamizusanense
Lineage: Eukaryota; Fungi; Ascomycota; Sordariomycetes; Hypocreales; Ophiocordycipitaceae
Exons: 3
Coding region: 174-2384 (736 amino acids)
Biological process (GO): transmembrane transport; monoatomic anion transport; borate transport
Cellular component (GO): plasma membrane; fungal-type vacuole
Molecular function (GO): solute:inorganic anion antiporter activity; borate efflux transmembrane transporter activity
Source: RefSeq, a predicted model, not a curated record
GCCGGUGUCUUGGAGAUACAGACAGCGAGCUGUUGUUGAAUGCGCACUUCCCUGUGCGUUGCUGACGGCUUCAUUGCGGGAGCUCGAGCUUGGUGGGCGACUUUGGCAUCCGCAACGCCGAGUCUCGGGGUAGCCAUUGAGAAAAAGGGAGAGUGACCGGGACACCAUCAGACAUGACCCGACCACCCGGGGCCAGUGGCACGAACUCCGGCAGCAACGUCGACGUCAAUGCACCAGCACAGCAGCCAACUGCGACACCAAGCAAGCGGCCUCGGACGCAGGACCCGGAGGCGGUCGGCGAGGAGCCGGACCCGCGCGGCAGCAGCAGCCGCCGGAGCCGACGACGUGGGCGGUACUUUGGGCCGGACGGCGCGCUGCGGCCGUUCCGGCUGCUACGCGGCGACGCGGCCAGCCUGCGGGCGCGGUGGCCGUCGGACUGGACCGUCUUCAACCAGCAGGUGGUGGCGAGCGCCGUGUACGUCUUCUUCACCAACCUGCUGCCGGGCAUCACGUUUGCGGGCGACCUGGCGGUGCAGACGGGGCGGUCAUGGGGCACGGUCGAGGUGGUGCUCAGCACGGGGCUGUGCGGCGUCGUGUUUGCCGUAUUCUCGGCGCAGCCCCUGACCAUCCUGGGCGUGACGGGCCCGUUUGCCGUCCUCGCCGAGAACAUUUACAAGCUGUGCGAGACGCGCUUCCAGGUCGACUUCCUGGCGCUCAUGGCCUGGACGCUCAUCCACGCCGGAUGGAUGCACGUGCUGCUAGCGGCGCUCAACGCGCACGACUGGACGAUGCGGUACGUGACGCACUUUAGCGCCGACAUCUUUUCGCUGCUCAACAGCGUCAUCUACGUGCACAAGGCGGCGCUGGAGCUGCAGCGGGAGCACGCACGCGCCCGCUCCCGCGCCGCCACCUCCUCCUCCUUGGGCCCGGACAACGGCGGCGAGGGCAUCGAGGCGGCCCUCGCGCCGUUCCUCUACGCCGUGCUCGGCGCCGCGGGCACCUGCCUGCUCGCCGUGCUGCUCUCGACGGCACCGUCGUCGUGGGCGCCGCUCCUCCCGCGCUGGCUGCGCGUCGGGCUGGGCGAGUACGCGGCCGCGCUGUCGGUGCUGCUCUGGGUGGGCGUGCCGCACGUGGGCGACCUCGUGGCACUGGACCACGCGCGGCUCGAGGUGCAGGGCGAGUCGCUGCGGCCGUCGGCGUGGCCCGCGCGCGGGGGCUUCGUCGUCGAGUUCUGGCGGCUGCCCGUCGGGUGGGUGUUCCUGGCGGCGGUGCCGGGGGCCAUCGUCACGGUGCUCUUCUUCUUCGACCACGAGAUCAGCAGCAUCAUCUGCGCGAGCCGCGGCCGGUACGGCGUCCGCAAGCCCGGCGGGUUCGCGUGGGACGUGGCGCUGCUGGGCCUGACGACGGCCGUGUGCGGCGUCGUGGGCAUCCCGCCUGCCAACGGGUUGCUGCCGCAGGCGCCGCUGCACACCGAGUCGCUGCUGUACCGUCGUGUCGAUGGCCGUGGCGAUGCUGUCGACGGCGAUGAUGACGAUGAUGAUGACGAGGAGGGGGAGGAGGAGGAGAGGAGUGACGUGCCUCGGGGCGUCGAUGAUCCAGAGCAGCAGCAGCCCGUGCGCCCCGCGGCCUCGUCAACACCAUCACCACCAUCACCACCAUCACCACCACCACCAUCCCCAUCGCCACCCGCGGCACGCACGCGCACGCGCACGCACGAGCAGCGCUACUCGCCGCUCCUCCAGGCCGCCCUCAUCCUGGCCUUCAUCGCCCCGCCCCUGCAGCGCGUGCUCGGGCUGACGCCCACGUCGGUCCUCGCGGGGCUGUUCCUCUUCAUGGCGUACCAGUCGCUGCGGGCCAACCCGAUGCUCGCGCGCGUCGGGCACCUCGUCACGCCCCCGUCGGCCCUGCCUCCGCUCGACAGCGGCAACGGCAACGGCAAGGUCUCGUGGCGCGGCGUCCACGCCUUCACCGCCGCGCAGCUGCUCCUCACGGCGCUCGUCUUCGGCGUCACCCUCACCGUCGCCGCGCCCGCCUUCCCGCUCCUCGUCGUCGCCCUCGUGCCGCUCCGCCUCACCGUCAUGCCGCGCCUCUGGUCCCGCGAGACGCUCGCCCAUGUCGACGCGUGGGCGUGCCGCCCUGGCCGGCCCGAGGACGUGCGCGGUUGCCGCUCCUCAUCCCCGUCGUCCCCCUCCUCCUUGUUGCCCUCCCCCUCCUCCUCCUCACGAGGCAGAGCCAGAGACGGAGAGGGGCCCAGCGGCAAGACAACCGCGGGUGCUGCUGCGACCGGCCAUUCGCCACCGGCAGCGUCGGCGGCGGCCUGUGACACCCCCGCGACGCAUGAACCGUCCGCCCCAGGCGCAGAGAAGGGACCCCGGAGCGGCUGA